Eupeodes corollae is the source of this 2276-nucleotide messenger RNA. It is a transcript of the gene GCC88, whose product is annotated as GRIP and coiled-coil domain-containing protein 1. The record is from RefSeq and is a predicted model, not a curated record. The transcript has 3 exons. NCBI's taxonomy places the organism in Eukaryota, Metazoa, Arthropoda, Insecta, Diptera, Syrphidae. Bases 131 to 2188 code for a protein of 685 amino acids. Gene Ontology annotation, cellular component: Golgi apparatus.
UGCGAUCAGCUGUUACCUAUUUAUUUAAAGCUGCCACGAAAUUGCAAAUUUUCAGGACUAUACACUUUGCAGUGAAAAUAUUAACAAAUGUUUAAAAAUUAGUGCAAUAUUAUUGAAUAGAAACAUAUAAAUGGAGCGCUCAAAGCGUGACCUUGAGUCACUGGUCACAUCCCAAAAGGAACAACUAAUUCGCUAUGAAACCAGAUUAAAAGAUGUAGUUACUGCUUACAAAGGCUUACUUAAGGAAAAAGAAGCCCUAGAAUCUAGUUUAGCAGCUGUUACAUCAGCAAAAGCAAAAGAAGAAUCAACUGUGAAAGAAACAACCAAAUCUAACGAUGAAGAGCAACAAACCAAUAAGAACACCAACAGCAAGUCUUCCAGCAGCGACAAUAAUAAUACAAAUACAAAUGAGAAUGCUACUCAAAGUCAAGUUAUGACUUUGAUGAAUUCAUUAGCAACUCUAUCUGCCGAAAAAUCUCGCAUGGAAGCUUCCUUCCAAGCCGAUAAAAAGCAGCUGCGCACUCAAUUGACACAAAAGGACGGUCAAAUAAAUGAGUUGCAAGAGAAACUCAAGGCGACAAUCAAUCAAGCUGCUCUCGACAUGGAGAACUACAAAGCCAAACUUAUAAUAGAGCGUCAAGAACAUGAGCAAGAAACUAGCAAUCAAAUGCUAAUGAUACGAGAACUCCAGAAGUUGUAUGCAGACGAGCGUCAUUUAAAAGAGAACAUUGAAAUGCAACUGAACAAUCUUAAAACUCAAUUUGCAGCCAACGAUAAUUCCAAUAGUCGGAUAAAAGAACUUCAAUCCCAACUUAAAGAAGCCAAAGCUAAACUUAAACAAUUUGAAACACAAAAAGAAUCAAACGUCGCCUACGACAAUACAUCGUUUUUGCAGCAAUUGCAAAGUGAGAUGUCACAGUUGAAGGAGCAACAUGCUGUGGCCAUCAAGUCCGAACAAAAACGGGCUCACAUUGCCGAGGAACGAAACAAGAAACUUGCAGCUAUUCAUGAGGAUCGUGUUGCAAAUUUGGAAUCCCGUCUUGCUGAAUUGUCAGCGACUGUUGGUACCUACGACCGUUUACGCCACCAAGACCAAGAAAGUAUUCAAGCUCUUAAGAGGAAACUUCAAAACCUCAUCCCACCCAGUGGAGUUUUGGCUGAUAGGUCUUACGAUGCAAGACGGCACUCCAAAUCCUCUUUGAGUGAUAUGUCUUCAAUGGUUGAUGAGAUAAUACGCCUCAAGAAAUUGCUACUAGCCGAAAAUGCCAAUUCAUCUAAUCCCAUUGAUAUUUCCAAAAUAUUUACCGUCGGCUCAAAUCACAGGCAGUGCGAAGAGGAUGCUAGCAAACAGCAGACACUCCUCGACGCAGCCAGAAAUGAUUGUUCGAAGCUGCACGAAGUCAUUCAAGUUCAAAAAUCCCACAUCAGUACCUUGCAAGAUAAAGUCAAGGUCCUUAAUCGAAACAUUGAGGAACAAGAAGUGGAGCUCAAACAACAAGAAGAGCGUCUACGGCAAGCUGUCAAAGAGGAGCGAGAUAAGUGGAAGAACUCAUUGAGUGACAUGGAGAAUGAGUGCCGUUUCAAAUUGAACGAAAUGGAGCAACAGCUGCAAAAGCAACGGGUCCGGUCGUUGCAGCUGCUAGACGAAAAAGAAAACGAAAUAAAAACAUUACAAACAUCCUUCGAUGUAUUUGCUCAACCGAGAAUUGUCCCGAACGAAAGUAACAAUACAGAAGAAUACUCUUCUACGAAUGUGGGUGGGGAGGUUACUAAAACUUCGGCUGAACGAAAAACAUCUUCCUCGAAUGCCAAAACAUUGGGAAUGGGUGAGAAUUGUCACAUGCUCCACUAUGCCAAUGAAAUUGCACGUAAAGACAUAGAAAUCGCUGGUCUAAGGAAGACAAAGUAUGCUGCAGAAACAGCGCUUCGCAAAGCUUUGCAGGACAAAGCAACAAGCGAGGAUGACUUGAGAGAAGAAAUUGCACAACUUAAACAAGAAGUUGAUCGCUUAGAACGUUGCAAGACACGAGAAGGUGCCAAUUUGGAGUAUUUGAAAAAUGUAUUCAUUAGCUUUCUAUCCACAAAGAGCAUUGAGGGUAAACGACAUAUGAUUAAUGCUAUCGGUGCAGUUCUUCAGUUUACUCCUUCAGAAAUUCAAGACAUUAACAGUGCAUUCCAUAAAAAAUAAAAGUGCAGAAGACGAUAAAAUAAAUAAAUACAAAAUUACAUGUUUUCAUAAAUGUUUCAAAAUAAAUAUUUUAUUUAUCUAUAUUGUA